CAUUCUGUACCUAUAUAAUCCCCUCUAACCUGCCCAAGUUCAGCACCCAUUUUCCUCAACUAUUCAGAGUCAUUUUCUCUCGCAGAGCAUACAUUGUAAGUCACUUUUCUUCUUGCUUGAUUUCUUGCAUCUUGGAUUAAAUGUUUUUAUUUUAUUACGUAUGUACUUGAUCAGCAUCUGUUAGUUGCAUUUUUUUAAUUAACAGAAGCUGGGCUGUAUAGAUAUAUUCUUAAACAUUCAUAACAUACUCUGUAGAUUUCCAUUUUUAAGAUCUCAAUAUCAUAUUAAAGUAUAUUGGGAGGUAUAAAAAUCAAAUCUUGGGCACAAAUCAGCUCAAAGAACUGAUUUUUAGAAUAAAGAAUUAACCUGCUCUUUAGUUUGGUUGAGCCUUGUUUGAGGGCUGGUUAAAGAUUUUCUCUUCUUUGACUGCAUUUUGAAAAAAAAUGAACACUGGGAGCUGUUUUGGAAUUUCCAGUGUGAGGCCCUGUUGUAGUGUAUUGAUUUUGGGCAGAAAUUCAUCUUUUUUAUGCCCACUUGUGAAAUUUGGUCAUUUUACCAACAUUAAUUCGUCGAUAUCACAAAUGAUUGGUGCAACGGAAGCAAAUUGUUUAAAUAAAAACAAUGAGUUAGGAUUUAGGAGUGUGGUAGACCCAAACCGGAGGUUUUUUUGUAGCUCCGGUUCAAAUUGGGUUCGAUCUAGGGUUUUCCCUUCUAAUGAGAUUGGGAAGAACUGUAAAUUUAGAAAUGUAAUAGCAAAUGUAGGAUCUAACAUAAGGGGCCACUCGAAUUCCGUUGAGUCCCGUGUAAAAGGGAAUAGCUUUGAGAAGAUAUACAUACAAGGUGGUUUCAGUGUGAAGCCCUUGAUCACCGAAAGGGAAGAAAGCACCCGAAAAGACUCGGCUAGAAAAGAUGAAAGGAAAGAAAAAAAGUAUAAUGUGAAUGGAGAUAAUGGUUCAUAUGAAAAUAUCCAUCAGUUGAAUAAAGAGAGUGAAAUUUCGAGGUUGGCUGUUGGGAAAAAUGUGUCGGAGAUUGAAAAAGAGGCGUGGGAUUUGCUUCGAGCGGCUGUCGUUAACUAUUGUGGGAAGCCUGUGGGGACUGUGGCUGCUGCUAAUGAUCCAGCUGAUAAGCAACCGUUAAAUUAUGAUCAAGUCUUUAUUCGCGAUUUUGUUCCAUCUGCUCUUGCCUUCUUGCUCAAUGGAGAGGGAGAGAUAGUGAGGAACUUUUUGCUCCAUACUCUACAGCUACAGAGUUGGGAAAAGACUGUAGAUUGCUAUAGUCCCGGGCAAGGAUUAAUGCCGGCAAGUUUCAAGAUUAGAAGCAUGCCCCUCGAAGGGCGAGAUGGGGAAUUUGAGGAUGUUUUAGAUCCGGAUUUUGGCGAAGCAGCUAUUGGACGAGUAGCGCCCGUUGAUUCAGGGCUGUGGUGGAUUAUUUUAUUGAGAGCCUAUGGAAAAAUCACUGGUGACUACAGUUUGCAAGAGAGAGUGGACGUGCAGACAGGGAUUCGAUUGAUAUUAAAUUUAUGCCUAACAGAUGGUUUUGACAUGUUUCCUACUCUGCUGGUGACUGAUGGUUCUUGCAUGAUUGACCGUAGGAUGGGAAUUCAUGGACACCCUCUCGAGAUUCAAGCUCUGUUCUACUCGGCCUUGCGCUGCUCUGGCGAGAUGCUCACGGUCAACGACUCGACAAAAGACCUAAUCUUGGCCCUCAAAAACCGGCUCAGCGCCCUCUUAUUCCACAUACGAGAAUACUAUUGGGUGGAGGCAAACAAAAUAAACGAGAUUUACCGUUACAAAACCGAGGAAUACUCAACAGAGGCUGCAAACAAGUUCAACAUCUAUCCGGACCAGAUUCCAGGCUGGCUCAUGGACUGGAUUCCUGAGUCAGGUGGAUAUUUCAUGGGAAACUUGCAGCCAGCUCACAUGGACUUCAGAUUCUUUACACUCGGGAAUAUUUGGUCGGUGGUUUCAUCUCUGGGCACGCAUGAACAGAAUGAAGGGAUUAUGAGUUUGGUCGAGGAGAAGUGGGAUGAUUUAGUCGGGCGAAUGCCGAUCAAGAUUUGUUACCCGGCUUUGGAAAACGAGGAGUGGCGGAUAAUUGUGGGUGGUGACCCUAAGAAUACGCCGUGGUCUUAUCACAAUGGUGGGUCGUGGCCGACGCUUUUGUGGCAGUUCACGUUGGCAUGCAUUAAGAUGGGAAAACUGGAUCUGGCCCAAAAAGCAUUGGGCUUAGCUGAGAAAAGGCUUUCGGUUGAUCAGUGGCCCGAAUACUAUGACACCAGGCAUGGGAGGUUUGUGGGGAAACAGGCCCGGCUUUACCAGACAUGGACAAUUGCUGGCUACUUGACCUCAAAACUGCUGUUAGAAAACCCAGAAAAGGCGUCUAAAUUGUUUUGGGAUGAGGAUUAUGAGGUGCUCGGGAAUUGUGUGUGCGGGUUCAUUCUUGUGAAAUUGGAAUUUCAUAUAUUCUCAUUAGUCCCAGAAGAUUGUACAAACUGCCUGAAAGUAGAUUGGGUUGAACUUGGAGCGGUUGGGGUUGUAGUGGUGCGAUUUGGACGAGGUAUCGACGAGGCGGAAGGAGGCGUCCUCGUCGGCAGCGAGGUGGCGAACGAGUUGUCGCCGGAGAAAUUGAAGGCGGAGUCGGAGAUGUGGAGAUUUUGGGGGAGAUUUCGGAGCGCUUUUUGCAGAUUUGCAGAGAUGGGGCGGUGGGGGUUUUUGGUUGGAGAAUUCCUUUUUUGUUCCUAA
Molecule: messenger RNA, 2741 nt
Organism: Striga asiatica
Lineage: Eukaryota; Viridiplantae; Streptophyta; Magnoliopsida; Lamiales; Orobanchaceae
Source: the annotation of a GenBank genome assembly